This is a messenger RNA of Coccidioides posadasii C735 delta SOWgp, 3133 nucleotides long. RefSeq lists its product as uncharacterized. Gene Ontology annotation, molecular function: RNA binding. NCBI's taxonomy places the organism in Eukaryota, Fungi, Ascomycota, Eurotiomycetes, Onygenales, Onygenaceae. The record is from RefSeq and is a predicted model, not a curated record.
CGAGAGCCAUCCUGCUGCCGUUCUGCCGUUGUUGCAGUUUCGUGAAGUCUGUCGGGUUGUUCUUCUUUUCAAGACUGAGCCGUCUCCAGCCAGACAAAAGCCCAUAGAACUUUUUAGCGUGGUCCGUCUUGAAGCUCUUGCUGUCGCCCCUGGGCUUUGGCCGACAUACCAAGCACAAAAUUUGAAUGCUUUCGCGUCAGAAAAGGCACUACAGACAUGGCAUCCGAGCCUCCGGAUGAUGUGCUUCACUUUCGUGGCAAGACAUUGACCCCGGAGAGCCCACGCCCUCUUCACUUUCCUGAGCCAUCCAACAUCCCGGUACUCGAGAAUCAGAUGGACCCAAUCUUCAACGACACAUCGACAUACGAAAAUGUACCGAGAACAACGCAGGCCGUAUCUGAUUUGGCAAAGGUCGGCGACACCGCUCAUUUGAUGGAACAAUAUGCCCGCAUCUAUUCGUUAUUGGGCGAGAGGAAUGACAAGGUGGCGGAUGCCAGCGAUCCAGACAAAGGCACAGGUAGCUUUCCUGCUUCUGACCAAGCAGAGCCCCAAGGGGCAAAGAAUGAAUUCAGUAUUGCAGCUCUUCAAAGUCUUCUUCCAGCCAGCCAAAUCUCAUCUACAGUGACCGCUACCUCUGCCCAAGACACUUCCGCAAGUGCCCCCUCAUCCGCGAAUCGUCCUCUGAACCAUGCGGACCCCUUCGAGUCAUCCCCAAGGGAACCCCGCCCACCUUCCACUUCAACUGGGCCUAGUGACUUAACGCAUUCUGGCCUUUCGAGGGAGGAUCAAAGCCGGCCAAAUAGUGAUCAAGCCAUACUUAAUGAUUCUGAAAAUGGGAUCAAUUAUCAAACUCUUCUCGAUAACCUUUGCGAGCCAAAUUCCACUGGCACGCAUACCAGUGAUGCCGUUGCCACCAUAAAAAGCCCUACUGCUGAUCCAAACCCCCGUUUAUCAAACACGGAGUCUUCAUUAUCUUCUGCUUCUAACCUGCCACCACGUCCGCCUCCACAAGCAAAGCCUGAAAUUCACCCUAAUUCCUCGCCCACUGAUGAUAUCCGCUCUUUUCACGAUCUGCCAGCGUUAAAUGGAGUCUCCCAACCUUCCCAAAGUAAUCUUCAUGAAUCGACGUCUUUACAGUCGAAUGGUUCUGAUACCUCUGCCUUGCCAUCCGCUCACACCGGAUUGCCUUCCCUACUUGCAUUGUUCCAUCAGCCCAACUCUCCUAGUUUUCAAAGCACCAAGGAAGCUGACGGGGCUGCAUCUCAUGCUCCUCGAAGUGGAGUCCCAGAACCUCACACCUCAAAGACACGGGAGGACCGUGAUGAUGAGGCGCCGUGGGGUCCAGAGACACAAAAGAAGUAUGAUGAAUUCCUUCAUGACGAACGAGUAUACGUUACAGAAGGUGUCUGGGAUCGUUUUGCUCCCGGCUCAAGAUUGUUUGUUGGUAACCUUCCCAGUGAACGGGUAACCAAGCGAGAUCUCUUCCACCUGUUUCAUAAAUAUGGAAAACUUGCUCAGAUAUCGAUAAAGCCGGCGUAUGGCUUUGUCCAGUUUAUGGAUGCAACAUCCUGCCGUAACGCACUGGAAGCAGAGCAAGGCGGUGUUAUAAGGGGCCGGAAAAUUCAUUUGGAAAUCUCCAAACCUCAACGGAGCUCCAGGAACGCCCCUGAGCCAUCCAAGCCAAGCGGGCUUAGGAGAUCAAGGUCACCCGAUUAUUCUAGGAACCGAGACGUUGGACGAGGUGGCCGGUUGGGAAGUGAACGAUAUGAUCGAGUGGCAGGCGACAGAAAAUCGUCUGUGAACGAGGGUAGGGACUACGGAGACCAUCGCCACCGCGAUAAUUACAGACCGACAAGGUCGCCGGUGCGGGGCUCUCGCCGAGAGGGGUACCGCUCUCGGGAUCGGAGUGUCGAAAGAUACGAUCACCGGAGUCGUCGACGCUCGAGGUCCCCAUAUGGGCCAGGGGCCCGCUACCGCAGCCCUACUCCCAGAGGUCCAAGCUAUGACAGCGACUCAGAACUUCCAAUCCCGAGAAGGGCGCCACGUCAUGUACCGGAUGUCCAAAUAAUUGUUUUGGAAAACGUGGACAAUGAAUUUGUGUAUCGAAUAGAGACAGCAUUUAGGGACCGUGGCUUGCGAACAGACGUCCUAAUUCUUAGCCCUCGCAUAAGUCUUCCCGCAGUAAUCCGGCGUCAGAUACUAGAAGGCGUACUAGUCAUAGUGAAGCUAUCGAAGACCAACCAAUAUUCAGGCAGAAUACCAUUGCAAGUAUUCGACCGUGGUGGCGGUGCUGAUAAUGUUCGCUUUAAUGAAUAUGCCGGGCUUGAACCGAAAGUUGCGGCGGAGGUCGCCAUUCACGCACGCAAUAUCCCCAUUGGUACAUCAAAUCAGGGUGCCAUGCAACAGGGCUUAGGUACCCAGGCAGCCGGCCCACCACAUCGCUCCCUUGGUCCUCAGUCCAAUGUCGCAAACCUCAUAUCAAGUCUUGACGCUCCGGCUCUCCAAUCCCUUCUUAGCGCACUACAACAAAAGCCUACCGCCUCGUCGCAGCAACAAUAUCCGCCGUCUACUCUGCCGGCAGCCAAUGUCGCUAACCUUCUGAGCAAUAUCACUCGCAACAACAACUCGGGGCCAUCUGUACUUCCUCCAAGCCAGCAUCCAGCCCCUGUUCAGUCCUUUGGGCAACCCCCAGCCCACACUCCUCUCGAGGCGGAAACAAACUUGGCCGCUCUGCUCGCAAAGGGACAGCUACCUUCGGGCCCAUCUCAGACCCAAUACAUCAAUGAGCAACUGGCGAAGUGGAAACGAUGACGCUUUGAAAACUGUUUUUUAACCAUUUGCUAUUCACACACAUGAUUACUCAUUUAGCGAUACUCAACCAAGCUUCUGGAGUCUCUUUUUUUCUGCAUCUGAAUUUUUAUUAAACCCCGAUCAGUGGGGCCGGACACUGAACAAUAGGAAUAACUUUGUUGGACUUAGUUCUAUCUGAAGGACAAUAAUAUACAAAAUAAGUGGUGGGUCUGAAAGGUAUGACAAGUGGUGGACCCAUGCUACAUAUCCUUGAGGAAAGGCGAUUCCAUGCCUGCCCACAUCCAGGUGUCGAGGUGGAGAGAAGAGCUGUUCUGAUAAACCU